AUGGACGGAACUCUGUCUGGCUCUGUACCAUCAAGUGUGGACAUUGGUCGUGCCUUUGUGCGCCAAUACUACACGAUGCUUUCUGAGCGUCCGGAAGAAGCCUUUCGUUAUUAUGGAAAGGAAUCGGUUUUAAGCCAUGACGGAGGAACUGCCCUUGGACCAGAGGACAUUCAAAAGACCAUUGACGAGAUUGCUUUCCACGAUAGCAAGUUUCGAAUCUACUCUAUUCAGGGUUCAUCAACGCUUGCUGAUGGAAUCGUUCUUCAAGUGAUUGGAGAGAUUAGCCUUCACAAUGCACCAAGACGAAAAUUUGCGCAAACUUUUGUGUUGGGACAACAACAAGCGAAGAAAUUCUAUGUCCAGAACGACAUCUUUAUGUAUCACGAUAAGGCUUUUGAAAAUGAUGGCGAAUCACAAGGAGCUGUCACUGAGCAAAUUCAAUCAACGAAACUGAAUGGCCAUCUUUCACAACAAAAUGAACCAUCACCCAAGAAAGAUCUACUAGCCAAUGCUCCAUUAAAGAGUUUUGACGAUACGGCCUCUUACGUGAAAAUUCCACAAAAAGAGCGCAUUGAAGUCGUCGAGGAAGAAAAACCAAAACCUGAGAAGCCAAAAGUGGAACAACCAGCUGAAGCACCAAAGCCACCGGCCCCACAAGUUCCAUCUGCCCCAAAAACAUGGGCAACAAACCCCCGACAACAGCCAAGUCAGCGAGACUCGUCACAGCAGCAAGAUGCGGGAAAUCGAAAAAUCUUUGUCUCCAACAUCAUUCGUCACACAAAUCCAAGUGAUACUCGGGCACCCGCUGAAGAAUUGAAAAAAUUCUUUUCUACCAUUGGCGAGGUCGACAGUGUCCACAUUCCAAGCAAAAUUCUUGAUAAGUCCGAAAAUCAAGCUGCGUACGCUUUCUUGACAAUGAAAACCUCGAGAGAUGCCAAAAAAGUGAUCGACGCCGCUGUGGAAGAUGAAGGUGGCUACAAGACUUUGAAGAUCUCCGUGCCAUCAUUUGGAUUUGACGACGUUGUCAAUGAGGAUUUCGUGGUGGAUUUGAACGCCGAGGAGGACGCGGAGGUCAACAGAGCCACAAUUGAGAUUGCACAAGCUUGGAAGGAGCAUUUGUUUUUAAAUCAACGCUGCAUUGUUGGAGUGAAACUA
Mesorhabditis belari is the source of this 1155-nucleotide messenger RNA. Lineage: Eukaryota; Metazoa; Nematoda; Chromadorea; Rhabditida; Rhabditidae. The record is from the annotation of a GenBank genome assembly.